CAAGGCAGAUUGGAUGUGACACUGCAGUUAGUAUUCUUUGAUGGAGAAGAGGCCUUCAAGAGUUGGAGUAGCACAGAUUCCCUCUAUGGUGCAAGGCAUCUGGCUGCAGCAUGGGCAAAUACACCCCACCCUAGGACACCUGGAUGCUCCCAGCUUGAUGGCAUUAAUAUGCUUGUGCUGCUGGAUCUUUUGGGAACAGAGAUGGGGUGCACUUUCUGUCCCCAACUGUAUGACUGGCAGUCAAACACAAGGGUUUGGUAUGGGAACAUGGUAGCCAUUGAAGAUCGACUGGAACGCCUCAACUUGCUUGACAAGCACAGUGGGAAAGGAUCAUAUUUUAAACCCAAGGCUGAUUACUCAUUUGGGGCUGGGCUGCAGGAUGAUCACGUCCCAUUCUUGCAAAGAGGUGUGAAGAUAGUGCACUUAAUCCCAAGACCUUUCCCAUCAGUGUGGCACCAAGAGAAGGACAACUACUCAGCCCUACAUGGACCCACCAUUGGGAACCUGCUCAAGAUCUUCCGUAUAUUCACGGCUGAGUACCUCCAGCUUCCCAUCUAGGAUUCCGCAGAGAACUUGCCCGUUCCCUCUCCCCCUCUUUCUUUUAAUGCACAACAUACUGAACUCUGAUUUACUGGAUGGUGAUUCUCUUAUUCCAUGAUGGUUUUUCCCCAGGGGAAAAGGGACCCAUUUUAUUCAUUUGAAUUCACUCAUAUAACGUGUAUUUUCAUUGUUCAGCAAAAGGAAUUUAUGAUAUCCAGUAUCCUUACGUACUGUACUUGAAGGUUGAAGCCUUUAGAUCUUCAGAAAUUGGAAGGGGUGAAAAGAAAAGUAGUCUAUUGGCAGAAAAUUGUUUUCUCAAGCUCAAGAGUGAAUAUUCCAGUAAGGAAAGUGGUAUGUGUAGUUAGACCAGUUUUGCACUUACAUUAAUCCAAAAAACUACAGUCUUCAAUAAAGGAAAUAAAGAAUCAAUGGACACUGAACCAACUCAGAUAUUUUUUGCAUAUAGACCACUUUUCCUUUCAAUUCUUCAAACUUAUUUCCCUGGACUACUUUUUGCUUUUCAGUUCAGUUCCCCUUUGGGCAAGUUCUCUGCCUCGGCAUUCCUGGAUUUGUGACUCAUGAUUUGAAGUUGAAUUUUUUUGUUGAAAAGGUGAUGGGCACUGUUAAAGUUGAUGACUAAUGGAGUAUCAUACCUUGGUGGAUGGUAGUUAUUGUGGUAUGAACCAUUGAGCUGUAGCAAUUGUAAUUUCAUUUGGUGGUCAGGUGUUGCAGUGUUUCAUUUGUUGGGAGUACCCUUGUUUCGUGCUAGUGAGAUGAUGAAAAGAAAAAGGACUCUGAUGGUCUUUCAAUUAGGAUUAAAUACAAGGUGAAUUUUCAAGCCUGAUAGGAAAAUGGUGACAAGGAUGAGAAAAGAAUAAGUCAAUUGCUGAUGGAGGACUGACUCCAAGCUAGAGAAGAGAGGGGGAAGGGCCAAGACAAGAAACAGGAACCUGGUGUGCAAGUGUACUCUUUGGUCAUGUCCUCGGCUCAAGUCAAUUUGCCAUCCUUGUCCAAGCAAGCAAGUGUUGUCUGCUUCUUCCCCCUUCAAACAGGGAUGCAGGGAUGAGGUAAAAUGUUGUGCAGACAUUAAUAUCAGCUUCAGAUACAUUGCCAAUCAAUUUGACAUCACAAUACUGGGUGACAAAAAAGUUCAAACUAUUUCUUUUAAUUAAUUUUUCAUGCAAUUGUUUAAAAUUUCACAUUGACAAUGCCACUCAUUUUGUUCAUCUAAUUCUGUUCUUCAUGCUUAUUUCAAACACUUAUUAAUAUCUCUGUUGCCAAACACGUCUGCAACUCGUCUAUUGACCAUCAUUUUAUAGGUAAGUUUCACAAUUGACUCCAAUUUGCUUGGCUAUCCUUCUCAUUGACACUCUCAGAUUUCUUUUCACUUGACCUUUGAAAGGAUUGGAAACAUGAGCAGUAGUAGCAGUAUGUGGCCAAACACUUUGAGGGUGAUCCAGUGUAUUUCCUUGUUCUUUUGUAGCAUUUUUAAAAUUCUGUGCACAUUUUUUCUUGGGAUUCUGAGCAAUUUAGCUCUCUUGUAUCCGGUUUUUCCAGCUUCUAAAAAUCCAAUUAUUGCUGCUCAUUUAAGAUCCAUUGCUGUAGUUUUUAUAGAGAUAUUAAAGAAAGUUUGAAAUAGACAUGAUAGAGCAUAAUUAGACAUAAAAAUGAGGUGUUAUCUUACUGCAAAAUUUUAAAUAAACAUGCAAAUAAUUCUAAAAAAUAGUCUUAAUUUUUUUGUCACUCUGUACUAAUGCAAGAAAAAAAAACCCAUCCUACAGUUAGGAUUCAAUACACCUGGUCCCAAUUACAAACAUUAUUGAGCAGUUCAGAUCUUUCAGGCCUUCAGCCCUACUGACACAUGUAUCCAUCUUGGGGUGGUUCAAAACAGCUGGGAUGUGGUUAUUGGAAAGGAAUAUAAUGACAUUAUGGUCAAAGUUUUGGAAUGCAGUUCUUGUCUAGUAACCUCUCAAGCAAGAAAUUGACACAUUUUCAGGUUUAGGAAUGGAUUUCAUCUGCUAGAUCCUGUCUUCAUAUGAGAUUUUAAUAUCCUUACCUUUCUUGAUUCAAAGUUAUUGAAAAUUUUCAUACAUAAUUUUCUUGGUAUAUUUCCCAGUGCUUGUUUAACCCCCCUACAUUAGUACUCAAGCAGUUUUUUUUUCAGCUAAAUAUUAGCUGGGAGAACAAUCAAGUUGGCAAUGCACAUGAGAUUGCUUGAGUCUGAUAAUGGUCAAAUACAAGAAAGUAAGACUACUUUCUUGUAUUUGACCAUGAGAUAUACAUGGUGAAUCAGAAAGGAUGCACCACAAGGAUUUCUCUUAUUAGGAUAUAAAUUGUAGGUGAUGUGUUAUGGAACCAUGGCUAUGUACAGGACUGAGGAGAGAGUGGACUUGGUGUUAGUGACAUAUGGUGGUGGCAAUUGGAAAAUUUGUUGUGUAAUUGUUUUCAUUAUGUUGCAUCAUUUCUGUUUGAAUGGGAUUGAGAUUUUCAUCUCUGUAUUCACCAGUAUUUCCAUGGUUUAUCAACUUGGAGAAAGUAUUGACAUGAGACUGUUUAUUAUCCUUGUCUAGUCCCAUUGCAAGUAAGUGUUUAUGCGAGCAUGCCAUAAUGUCCAGUGCUAUGGAUGCCAUGAAGUUCAUGAAGUUAUAUUAUGUGGUAUGCAAUUAUUCUGUAAUGGAGGAAGUACCCAUACUUGUAUUGGAUUGCACUUGAAUAAGAAAUAUUAUUUUAUUGUCGUAUUUUUUAUGACUCCAUUUUUCUUGAUAAUACACAAUUAAACCCUCAUUCCUCUU
This is a messenger RNA of Darwinula stevensoni, 3332 nucleotides long. NCBI's taxonomy places the organism in Eukaryota, Metazoa, Arthropoda, Ostracoda, Podocopida, Darwinulidae. The record is from the annotation of a GenBank genome assembly.